AUGGGCGUCAUGGCGACUUCAGAUGCCGAUGUGCUGGAAAGAACGUUCCUCGUCGGACAGCUUGCGCUGUUCGUGGGGCACAUGGGUGUAUCGAACUGGUGGGAUUUGAAAACAAUCUUGGAAGAGUACCUGUGGGUUGGGUGGGCAUGCGAUUCGGGUGGACUAUAUGUAUGGAAUAUGCUAGUCGAGCAUGGUAUUGGUGCUGGAGGAGCGGCCAUUUGGUGA
This is a messenger RNA of Cladophialophora yegresii CBS 114405, 225 nucleotides long. RefSeq lists its product as uncharacterized. NCBI's taxonomy places the organism in Eukaryota, Fungi, Ascomycota, Eurotiomycetes, Chaetothyriales, Herpotrichiellaceae. The coding region runs from base 1 to 225 and encodes 74 amino acids. The record is from RefSeq and is a predicted model, not a curated record. The transcript has a single exon.